CGCGCCCGCCCGCAUCUCGAGCCGCAAUUGUUGCUUGCGCCCGCGAUCCAGGCCACGUUCGCCGUUGCGACGCCGUCAGAGCCUGAUCCUGAGAAACUGGAUGCGUAAUAGCAGUUCCUGCCCUCCGACCCAACUCCGUUCCUGAAAGAACUGCACCACGCCUGCCGACGACAGCCUGCCUCGAGUGUUUCCAUCACCCACCGCCCUCCUCGCUGGACCAUGUCGUCGGCCGCUGUGCAGACGAGCGGGCCAGCCAUAUCAAAUCGAUCAUAUCAACAGCCGCAGUCACCACAUGGCCGCGAGCAGUACUACCCCCAGCAGUCACCGCCAGCUGCACCUCCGACUUCCUCACGCAAGCCGUCGCGACGGCCCAGCGGGAAUGGCGCGUCGCCCAACACUCCAACCACUCCCCUCACCGCUCAUCAAUCCCCAGCCGUGUCCAACAACUCGACUCUGAACACCCCCCGCGCGCACCCUCUUCCUCCUUCCACGCACUCUUCUCCAGUCGUGUCAGCGCCGGCUGUGUCUAUGGCCGCCGGAGCUCCCAUGCCCCCCCCGCGCUCCUCCUCGCACCGUAACCAAACCUCCAGCGCCACUUCUGGAAACAAUAGCCCAUCUACCUCUCGAGCAUCGCAGCCAGCUUCAUACGCCGAGGGAAGCGAGAAAGAGAGGAUACGCGAGGAUCCAACCCAGCCUCGCAGGAAGGGACAUUCGACAUCAAAGGACAGCCCGCGCCAUCAUGGCAAUUCUAGUAGAGCCAAGCCCUCCCCUACACAACCGGCUCAUAGUCGGUCUGCAACGGCCGUCGGCCAACCACCCACAGGCACUAAUCUCGCCCGCGAAGAGAGCACUGUUAUCAACCGGAUCGUGGUCGCGGACCCACAGGAAGACAUUGCUCGUGAGGAGAUGAGACAAGCUGAAGCACGGCCUGGGCCGGCGGGGGCUGACCUUACUCCUAUAACCGGCCUAGGAUUGGUAGGAAGUGAAGGUGUUGAUGAUGGCGGUCGAGGGGCUGGCAAAAGCCGGCAAGACCACUCAAAGUCGGAGAGUUCGGGAAAACGCUCAAGAUUCGGCAACUAUAUUCUAGGGCAGACUCUCGGAGAGGGCGAGUUUGGUAAAGUCAAGAUGGGGUGGAAAAAAGACAGUAGUGUCGAAGUCGCCAUCAAGUUGAUACGCCGCGAGACAUUGGGAUCGAACCAGAACAGGCUGCAAAAGAUUUACCGCGAAAUUCAUAUCCUCAGGGGCCUUGAGCACCCAAACAUUGUUCGACUGCAUGAAAUGGUUGAGACGGAGCGGCAUAUUGGUAUUAUAUUAGAGUAUGCUUCGGGCGGGGAACUUUUCGAUUACAUUCUGAACCACCGCUAUCUGAAAGACGGCGCAGCACGACGCUUGUUCGCACAGCUGAUUUCAGGCGUCGGCUAUCUCCACAAAAAGGGCAUUGUGCAUCGGGAUCUGAAACUAGAGAACUUACUGCUGGACCGCAACCGCAACAUCAUAAUCACCGAUUUUGGGUUUGCCAACACCUUCAAUCCUAACGACGAGCUUGGAGAAGAGAUCGAGUUUAAUCUCGGCAACAAAGACUAUGUGAGACAGAUGGGAUUAGAAGGUACAGAUGGAGCGCGUCGAGGAGAUCUCAUGCAAACCAGCUGCGGUAGCCCGUGUUACGCUGCCCCCGAGUUAGUUGUUAGUGACUCGCUGUACACGGGGCGGAAAGUCGAUGUUUGGAGCUGUGGCGUCAUUUUGUAUGCUAUGUUGGCUGGAUACCUUCCUUUUGAUGACGAUCCCGCCAAUCCCGAAGGAGACAACAUAAACCUCCUGUAUAAGUACAUAGUAUCGACUCCGUUAACGUUCCCCGAAUAUGUAACGCCGCAUGCAAGAGAUCUUCUUAAGCGCAUCUUGGUGCCGGAUCCGAGAAAAAGAGCUGACCUGUUCGAGGUGGCUCGACAUAGCUGGCUCAGUGACUAUGCCCAUGUCGUCAGUUUCAUCACUUCAAGCACAACAACAUCAAAUGAUAUCUCCAAAACUACGGUUUACUCAAAGGAUCCAUUUGAAACCCCUAUGCUCGCUCGAAGCGCAUCAGUCCGCGAACCAGGGAAGCCGCAUACAGCAGUCUCUCCGGUUGGUGGAUUGACAGCGAAACGCGAGCAGAUCAACAGGAAUAAUGAGCAGACCGAGAAGAGCAAGCCUGCACGUGACAACAAACGUCGAACCGUGCAGGUGGAGUAUGUUGCGCCACAGUCGCAGACUGUUCGUGGCGAGACAUCACCUCCUGCUGCUGCUGGGCCAUCGAAAUCUCGCGUUAAGGAGCAGGGACCAACUGAAGUGCCUCCGACGGACGGCUAUCAAUCUUCCACCACCAAUCCUCGGCAGACACGUCCUUCAGCUGCGCAGAAUACCAUCCCUGCGCCAACACGGCCCGCAAGAGAUGCGCAGAGAUCAGUCUCGGAUUACACCGCAUUCGGCACCAUACCUGUCUCAUCCACGAACAGGCCCUCGACUGGCGGCACCCUGGGUGGAGGUUCUCGUCUGCCUUCCAGGGGCAACUCUUACGGACAACCCGCCGCAGCGACAGUUGCUCAGACGAAUGCUGAGGGUCGCUUUUCGCAACCCAAAGGAACGCAAUAUUCCAUCUCGGCCCCAGUACCUCAACCCGAGACUUCGAUAGGCGAACCGUCUAUUGGACAGCCUAGCACUCAGCGAAUGCCGAAUACUCGGACAACAACGGAAGCGCCAGGUACCAAUCAAAAGGGUCAUAGACGUUCCAACACGUCAACCGAAUCAUCGCGUCGAACCUCGUUUGGCUUCAGUCGGAAGAACACCGACCAGUCGGGGGCUACGAAACCAUCGAGGCGGUUUUCACUUCUCCCUGCCUCGCUAUCCAAAACCUUUUCCAGCCACAGAGAUAGCAUGCCACCACCCAGCUCUCACUCUACCAAUGACCCACGUCGACCUAUCGCCCCAGCUCCUCGCAGUCGAGGUACGGCUAGAUCAGGAAUGGCAUUUGGCAGAGGUGAAAGCCGCUCUCCGAGCCAGAGCACUCAAGGGAGCAACGUACCGGGCUUCUACGACGGUCCACAUGAUAGUUCUUCGCGUUUAAAGGAUGCCAGAGGAGCACCCUCAUCUGCACCUGCACAGCAGACUAACUUCGACUACGCCCCACCUAUUGGCGACGAAAAGUUUCCCGGCCCUAGUGGACCUCAUCCCGCUUCCCAGGCCUAUCGCGAGCGUGAUCCUGAUAGGCCAUAUCGUCACGCUAAUGAUUCUCAAGCUUCAGAGCCGGUGGCGCCCGGCACACAGCAUCCCAAGUAUCCCGCCGGAUUCAACAGCUCCGAUGCACCUACCCCACCACGUGAACGGCCCGGUGUGCUACAGAAGAGUCGCAAGUUUGCAGACGCUUACGAAGAUCCCAAGCAGGGUCAUCACGUCGGAAGCUCAGGCUCGGCCAAACGAGUUAUGGAUCUCUUCAGGAGAAUAGGCAGGCAGAGAGGAAAAGAGGAUAGGUGACGAAACGGAUGUUGGAAGUGUAAUGUGGUAGUGAGAGUGCGGUUCGGUUAUUGCUCCAGCUGGCAUAUCUUAGACAGAGGAUGGGGAA
This is a messenger RNA of Lindgomyces ingoldianus, 3592 nucleotides long. Its product is annotated as Pkinase-domain-containing protein. NCBI's taxonomy places the organism in Eukaryota, Fungi, Ascomycota, Dothideomycetes, Pleosporales, Lindgomycetaceae. The record is from RefSeq and is a predicted model, not a curated record. Gene Ontology annotation, molecular function: ATP binding; tau-protein kinase activity; protein serine/threonine kinase activity. Gene Ontology annotation, cellular component: cytoplasm. The coding region runs from base 220 to 3504 and encodes 1094 amino acids. The transcript has 4 exons. Gene Ontology annotation, biological process: microtubule cytoskeleton organization; protein phosphorylation; intracellular signal transduction.